AAAUAAAAAUUCAAACGCGCAAUGCGCAUUAAAACAUUGAUAAGAUUAUAGAAAAACACUGUCAUUUCAGAUUUUUCAGUUUUCAAGCAUAAGAACCUGUACUUUGUGCCGUGUUGAUUACUGAAUACAAAUUUCAGUUUACGUGCAUUAAAUAGUAAUUAGUAAUUCCUUGAUUUUAAAAGUUAUCAUUAUUCCUAUUUGGAUGUCAAUUUUCAAGCUCUAGUUUGAAGUAUAAUACUACUCAAAAAUUAUUAAUUAAAAAAUGGCUGCUGCUGCUGAUAUGCGUUGGAAUUGUAUGAACACCAAAGAUGAUUUAUUAAAUAUGUUUUCUAGCCUCGUUGAUCAUGAUAUAAUCGAAAUGGUAAUAGAAAACCGAAAUAAUGAUUUAUUAAUGGCUUAUCGUGACCUGAUGCAGAUUACUGAACCUAUACCAAAUCCCAUGAUGGUGUCACAUGAAAAAGAAGAAGAACUAAUGAACUAUGAUAAAGAUUGUAAUAUUAUUGAAAGUGUCGAUUGGAAAUGUUUGUCACCGCGAGAAUCCCCUAUUAAUCGAAUAUUAUAUUUAAUUUCAAAAGGAUACAAAGUCAUGAUACUUAUGAGAGGUUGCCCAGGAAGUGGAAAAUCGUAUCUGGCAUAUAGUAUUUUAAACCAGUGCUACAACAACACAAAUCCUGAUAAAUAUAUAUUUAGUGCAGAUAAGUUUUUCAUAAAUAAACGAACUGGCCGUUAUUGUUUUGACCGCCACAAAGUAUCAGAUGCUCAUAGAUGGACGUUUGAAAAUGUGGAAAAAGCCAUUAAAUGUGAGACUACUCCAGUUAUAGUUGAUAAUACUAAUAUUGAAGCUUGGGAAAUGGAAAACUAUGUAAAGUUGAGUACUAAUAAUGGUUAUUGGAUUGAAAUUUUGGAGCCCAACACCGAUUGGGCCUGGAACGUAAAUGAAUUGUAUAAAAGAAAUGUACAUAAAGUUCCUUUUAAUAACAUUGAAAAUAUGUUACACCGAUAUGAUCAUACAGUCAAUGUUGAAAUUUUACUAAAAAGAUUCAAAUUAAAGUAUAAUAAAAAUAAUACUCCUCCUAAACAUUCAAACGCAUUCAAAAAGUACCAACUUUGUGAACAACUUAAAAAUGAUACAAAAAAAAUUAGUAAGCCUCCCAUCGAAGUUAACGAUUUAUUUAUUAACGAUCAGUUCAAAGAUCUACUCGUGUCUGAAGAUUCUGCAAACAAUAAAAUAAAUGACAAUUUGCCCACAUUUAACAAAGGCGAUGAAGAUCCUUGGUCUGAAUAUGUGGUAAAUGAAAAAGAUGAUAGUAUUAUUGAAGAGAAAGUAAAUGACUAUUUAUCUGGAAAUUGUUCAGUCAAAAACGAAGAUUUUGUCUCUGUUCUACCUUAUACCAAUGAAGCCAUUAAUGUUGCCGAUAAGUCUAUUAAUACAUAUGAGAAUGACUUCUUAUUCAUGCAAGUAUUAGAAGAAAUUCCAUCAGAGGAAUAUAGUGAUUAUGUUGUUUUUGGAAAAAAUAAAGAUAUUAACAAAGGAAAUGAAAAUGUAUUAACAACAUCCGAUGGUAAACUAGAUAAGGGCACUAUGACUUGUAACUUAGAAGGUUUAAUAUACAAGCCUAAUUAUAAAGAACUACUGAAACAGUUUCCCGAGAAUGUAUGCUCACUUAUAACAGAACUUUUUGAUAAAUGUAAUGGAGAUAUUGAUUGGAUUGUAGAUGUGUUAGUAGAAUCUGGACAUGAUAUAACUAAGCAACAAAUUCAUGGCUUCGUUCAGAAAGAAUACACACCUUUAGUUGAAAGUUCGUUUCAAGAUCAACAAGUUUUUACUGAGUCAAAUCAUGAAGUAAAAGAAGAACAACAGGAUACUGAAAAUAUAGGCGAUUCAUUAAACCAUAAUAUACAUUUUCAAAAAAUACAUGCUGAAAAAGUUGAAGAAAACAAAAAAGGCGUUAAAAAAAAAUGUGAUUCCAAAAAUAAAAAAUUUAAUGCAUUAGACCAACAUUAUGAAGGUGAUAUCUUAAGGAAAAAUAUUGAGAAUAAAUUUGUUUUUGGAGACUCAUUGUACUCAGAACAUGUUUUAAAAAUUAAAAAAUUAAAAGAAGGGCACAAUUAUUUUCAAACUGAUGAUGAUGUGCUACCAACAGAUUUGGAAUCUUCAUCGACAGCUGAAGACAUUGAGAUAAAUGAAAAUAAUGAUGAGAAAUGUGUUCAGUUAGUUGUUGAUACAUCUGUUCUAGCUCAAUUAUGUGAUUAUUUUGGAGACUCAUCAUCAGAGCUUAGUAAAACUACAAUUCCAAUGUCUGUGAGACUCCCUGAAAAGUUUGCUGAAGAUCUUUAUUACUAUUUGAUUGCAAAUGUGCCUACAGAUAUUAUUAAUCAAGAAGCAAUAUUGCAAGAUGAAACAUUGGCAAAAAAAUUACAAGAAGAAUGCAAAGUAGAAAAUCCAGUCAAUGCGUCUACAUCUAGUCAACUAAGUAAAGAAAAUACAUUUGCUGCUGUUUUAUCAAAAAAAUUACUUUCAGAGAAGUAUAAAAAUCUUGAUUCCAGACUUGUUCUCAAUGUAUUGCGUGCAAAAGAUUACAAGUUUCAAGAAGCUAGUGAUGUCUUAAGUGAGGUAUCUGGCAUAAAUUCUGUUUUAAAUAAAGAAGACGAAAAAAUAGUGGAAAACGAAGAUGAUGUUUCUUAUCAAGAAGGUUUAAAUGUAAAUAGUAACCACGAUUACUCGAAUGAAGCAAUAGAACAUGCACACGCAAAACAACAGUUUUUAAAUAAAGCCCAACAAUCAAUUAGUACAAAAAUCCAUCCUGCUGUUACAUCAUACUAUUUAGAAAAGGCAGAAGAAUCUAAACAAAAUGAGAAGUAUGCAAAAACAAAAGCACUAGUGUCAAUGCUUACAAAUAAUGAAAAUGCCCUGACUAUAGAUUUACAUUAUUUACAAGUACAAGAAGCUCUCCUGGUAUUGGAUUUAUACUUGGACAAUCAUAUAACAAAACUGAAAAAACUUAAUGGUUUAUAUAGUAGAGGAAGACAACUGACUAUUAUUACUGGACGAGGGAAACACAGUCCGAAAGGAAUUGCACGCAUCAGGCCUGUUGUUAUUAAAAGACUUCAAAUUAGAUCUUUGACGUAUAUGGAACCUGAAAAACCUGGACUGAUUAUGGUAAUAAUAAAAAAAAAUUCUUUACUCAGUUCGGAACUGUGAAGCGCUAGUAUUAUCGAUAAAUAUUGACAUAAUAAUCUACUUAAUAUUUACAUAUGUGAUAUUAAGUUUUACUCAAAUAUUAAUCAUUAUUGACUGUUUAUUUAAGUGAAAAACUUAUCAUUCGUUUUUUUCUUUUAAUUAGUUAAGUAUAUAAGUGUAGCAUUAAAAAUUUUAAAAUUAAUUUAAGAAUUAUGUGUUUUAUAAAAUUAAGUAAUAUUUCAUAAGUUGCCAUAGUAUAAAUAAGGUUUUAUUAGCCAAUAAGAGUUAUUAUAAAAAAAACUGUACAUAUAGUGAAAAAUAGUAAUAAUUUUUUACUCGUUUUUUUUGUUUCAUUAUUUGUAUAGUUGUUAUACAUUUCCAAGCUACCU
Molecule: messenger RNA, 3570 nt
Organism: Adelges cooleyi (spruce gall adelgid)
Lineage: Eukaryota; Metazoa; Arthropoda; Insecta; Hemiptera; Adelgidae
Exons: 11
Coding region: 263-3202 (979 amino acids)
Source: RefSeq, a predicted model, not a curated record